Metopolophium dirhodum (rose-grain aphid) is the source of this 7469-nucleotide messenger RNA. RefSeq lists its product as uncharacterized. NCBI's taxonomy places the organism in Eukaryota, Metazoa, Arthropoda, Insecta, Hemiptera, Aphididae. The transcript is spliced from 4 exons. The record is from RefSeq and is a predicted model, not a curated record. The coding region runs from base 5937 to 7067 and encodes 376 amino acids.
UAAAUUGUGUAUCAUAUUAUGAUGUAAAUAACAUGCGUGGAUAAUGUCAAGUCUGUAAUAUAUUCAGGUAGGCUUCGACAAUCACUAUUCCCGUAUGAUUUGCGUGGUCUCUGCGAUUAAAAUCUUACGGUAUUUGGUCAGCGGCCAAAAGACUAAAUCACUCUCAAGUGUAUAUAUAGGUGCAUGUACCGACUGUCGGUGUACACAUAUUUAACUCGGUAUCUACUAGCUUUUCAGUUUUUCACCCAUAUGGUUGUACUAAAAACAUAUGCUUACGAGUAUACAAUAUGAUCUACCUUAAACUGUAAAUAUUGAAAAAAUAUAAUAAUACUUAAGUAUAAUAUGAGAUUGAUAUACACCAUUUAAGAAAUAUAAUAUAUCUAAUGAUUAACGUCCGUAUAAUCCGUGUAAAAUAAUAUGCGAUAACGAAUAAAGAGGAUUUUUGGGAUAUCACGACAUUGCCCGGAAAAUGUUGUCAAUGCAUAAAAUUAGCUCAAUAUAUGUAGGAAAAGUUUGUUGAAUACCGUAUUUUGUAGGCACUAUAACGUUAUCACCAUUGACCGGUCAAUGAUAUAAAUUCCUACUUUCCAGGAUUGAUAGUAAAAGAUGAUACGCAGUAUAUUAUAAUAAUUAAUCACUAAUUAAUAUUAUAAUCAUUAAUUCCUAAUAAUAUAAAAUGUAUACUGUCACAGUGGUGGCAAUAUCAUAUAACCAGGUAAUUUAUUUACAUCGUUAAGAUUCUACGAUGUAAUAACUGUCUGUUUUGAUCGAAAUAUCAUGAUCUUGACAAAAACACCACAUGGUCCGGGUGUUUUUAAACACAUUUGAUAUAUUUAAAUUAAGACUAUAGGUUUUACCGUCUUGAAAAAAAAUAUAAAGUUGUGCUGUAGCCUGUAGGCAGCAUAAAGUCUAACAUAGUAUGGGAGAGUGCUCCAACAAAGUCUAUCAAAAUGAGUUCGACAUUUCUUUACUCUGAAAAAAAAAUACACAAAACAUAAUAAAAUUAUAAACACGGCAACUGUGCUGUUGGAGUAUAGUUAGCAGUGAAAAAAUUUAAAAGCUCUACCAGUAAAUACGAGUAAUAACAUGCACCAAAAUCGGGAAGUAUACUCCAACAAUACCCAACAAGUUACCUACGAAUUCGUUGGAUAAACUCUAUAUGUGCAGGUUAUUAUUGUGCUGCCAAAUUUAUUACGGCUAAAAAAAACCCAUACCAUCUCUUUUAUAAUAGAAACAUUUUUAUUUUUUAAUUUUCUGUUUUUACGCGAAAAUUACGAUUAAAAAGUAUUGUAUCUGCUAAUGAAUAACCAAUUAAUAAUACUUGUGCUUGAAUAAUUUAAGGACCAUGCGCAGAUCACGCAUUCAUUAAAAUAUUAUAUCAUUCGAAUAAAUGCGUUGCACGUCACCUUUCGGUUGUAUACGCAACGUAAUACGAGCCAUUAGGCAAUAAUCAUAUUUGCAAACAAUAUUACGUCUCUGUUUUUAACUAGGUAUACAUUAUCUGAAUUAAAAAUCACCAAUUAAUAAAUAUUUAUCUAAAUUGUAUUAAACCUACACGAAACACACAUACACACAUUCGUAUAUAAUAUUAUGAAUUGUAUUGAUCCGAACCGCGCGAAUCAUAAAGCGUUUUUCCGUUCUUCUGAGUAAAUAAUUUACGUUCAAAGAGAUUUAAUAGAACUACAUUUAUUUUAAAAAUACUUACGGCUUGGAUGGUUUCGUUGGCUUAGCUUGGUAAGUUCACGUGCCUAGAGCCAUGCGCUUUAGCAGGAACUUUGCAAACUAACGUAUUUCCGCUGCAUACACAAAAAACCUAACCUACAAGAUGAAUGUUUCCAUUUAAUUAGGUACCUAUAGAGUUAUUUCUUUAAAUCUCAAAUUUACUUUACGAGACUUUUAUAUAGGUACAAUAUUUUCAAUCCACGUCGUAAUUUAUAACUGUAAUAUUUUCUGUGUUUGAUUACAUGUUUUAAUUUAUAACUAACACAACAUCGAUUCGAAUGGAAAUCACUCUAACCUACCUGUCCUACGUUUAUUAACAUUAUAACUGAAAUUCUCGUUUAUUUGGAAUAACACUUCAAAAUAUUUCUUUGCUAAUCGCUUUUACUACCCAUAACACCUCAACUACUAUACCAUUCAAUCGUUUAAAUUUUAUCCUAAUCAUAAUGCAAAAAAAGUUUGAUUAAUGAAUUGUUGUAUAUCUGAUCGAAUAUUAUACUAACCUAAUUCAAUCUUCAUAUUACACACACGUGGAUAUAAUCAUUGAAAUCUUUGGGUAAAAUGUAUAUUAACAUAAUAAUAUGCAUAUUUGAAAUGUAAUACGUUGGUAGAAACUUAGAAAGUUAUUGGUCUUUAAGAUAAACUCAUAAGACGUAUCACGAAAACUUUACAAUUAAAUUCUGAAGCAUAAAUAUUGAUUUUGGAAAAUUGAAAAUAAAUAUCUAGGAAUAGCGUAUAAUAUUUACUAGUACAUUAUAUAAUAAUAUGUACGAGAAAACAUAAUAAAAUAAAUAAAAAAAUUAUCAUACCUAAAAUUAUUUAUUUAUGAUUAACUUUCAAUUAGUUAUAAUACAGAUAAAAAAUAAUUAAAGAAAAUGUUAUUACAAUCCGGAAAAAUCCAAAUCGAAUGAAAUAAUAAUAUAUUAUAUUAAUGUAAUAUUCUUAUUGUUAUAUCAGUCAUUAUAAUUAUAUUGUUUCGUAAUAAUGUAGUUUUGUAAUUUAUACUUUAUGUUAUACUGACUAAAAGCAAUCAACAAAAAUCAAUUAUAACGUUUCAUAGUAUAAUAUCGACAAUACUCUAUAAUUGAAACCGGGGAAGUCACUCUGCUUAAGGUAAAUAUCAAAAAUAUUUCAAAUGCCUUUAAAUAUCUUAAAUAUUAGUCUAAAUAUUUUGAAAUAUCAUUGUGUAUAGAAAAUAAUAAUUUUAAUAAUACUGAAAUGCUUCUAGUUUCUACGAUUAAUAUUUUUGGAUGGUAAAAAAAUCGUUUUUAAACAAUGAAUUGUUAUUAUACCUUUAAUUUAACUACCCAAUGCCGUCAACAUUUGAAUAAAAAACGCUCAUGAAAAUGUAUGCAAUAUUUUUUUAAUUUCCUGCAAAAAAAUUACGAGGAAUAAUAUAUUGUUCAAGUUUUUACCUACUGACAAACAAACAUUUUAUCAUAAGUACAAAAGUAAAAAAAAAACAAUUAAAAACACCGAAAAUGUUAAAUGUCUAAACCAACAUUUUAUCAUGUCUAGAAAAUCCAAACAUAAAUAUUUGGAGAAAAUUGUAUGGAAUUACGCCCAUCGAUGCAUUCAUUUUUGAAUUACAACGAAAAACAAAAUAGACACUAUCCAAAACUGUUUUCUUUUUUGUUAAUAUUCCAUUGUUUUCUUUAAAUAUUUUUCUACUGCAAAAAGUAUCUUCUGACACGAAAAAAACACAUCUUUAUUGUUACGCCACUUAUAAUCGAUAUCCAAAUAUGCAUCUUUCAUUUGAUAGUGAGCCGUAACUAUGGUCCCACAUAUUGUGUGUGUGUAUAAAGGUAAACCGUGAUGAGUCUAAUAAUUUAAUAUAAUGUAUUAGUUAUACAUUAUAGUGGUACAGUACUAUUAUACACAUGAAACUUGAUUAGACGGGUAUAGGUUAUAUCUACCGAUAUUAAUAACCCUCGUAAUACGUUAAUUAUGUAUAACGUACCUGUUCACUGUAAUUCUUAAAUGGUUAGAUAUUUACGACGAUAUUCUUCAAUUAUUACUGUGUAUUGAAUGGGUCGAUAUUGUUUCGAUUAAAAAUAAAAAUAUAUAUAUAUUAAAUAUAUUUGUAUGCACCUAUCUUGUAUCCAUUAAUAACAGUGCAAAUAAAAAUAUUUAGAUAAAAGUCACUAAAAAAAAAAAAAAAUGGAACUACAUACAAAACACAAGUUACGGACGACUUUACUCAUAGUUAUAUUAUGUAUCUUAGUAAAGUUAAUUCCCAUUUCCCAACACUGCCCCACAUUGACCCCGACCAACCGUGUAACAGAAACUGACGUCCCGUCGCGUCCGAUGUCUGAAUUUAUAUAUUUUGGCUAUCCGUACCCAAUUUAACGGGUAAUCUGACCGGGGGCGAGUUAAUGAUCCAUCAAUAACAACUCCCACGCCAGGGCUGAAGUGGAUUCUGCGGUGGUGGCGUCAGUCAUUUUAUUAUGACGUGGAACGAAUUAUUAUUGUGUAACUCCCGUGGUGACCAAAUUUGAUAUAUUUCGUAAUAAAAUGCACAGCCGUAUAGUGCUAUACCGUCCCAAAACAUAAUUUAAUAUCGAUUUAAAAUCCUAACUCAGCCAACUAAACGUAAUAUUAUAAUACGUAUAUAUUAUAUUUACAUUUGUCGGACUUCCAACACGAUUCAAAUGACUUGACGAUAGUAGUAUAAAAUAGACAAUUCAAACACACAAUGGACCUGAUCCCUGAUUCCUGAUCCCUGAUUCCUGAUCCCUGAUUCCUGAUCCCUGAUCCUUGCCGCCUGAUUCCUGAUCCCUGAUUCCUGAUCCUUGCCGCCCGCUGAGCCCGCCGCCCGGCCGCUCACGUGUGCGACAUGAAUUCCCCCCCCCCCCCCCCACCUUCAUCUCACAAACUCAUCCCACCGCCCGCACCCUUAUCCUCAUCCCGCUGCUUGCGUACGUGCGUUACUUAUAUUAUUGUUAUCACACGUUAUCAUAUUUUAUCACAUGUUAACGUAUAUUAUCACUGAUAUCAUAUAAUUUUCCGUUGUCGUGAAAAAAACUGCAAAAUAACCGCCCGGGAUUCGAACCCGGACCCACCAGCUCCAACGUGAAUUAAUUACCAAUAGGCCACCCCAACCACUUGAGUACUAGAUGUUAUUUUUACCCAUUUAACUUUAUAAAUAAAUAUAAAAAUAUUUAAACCGCAGUAUACUGGUCAUAUUAUAAUAUCAUUAGGAUACUUAUAACUUGCAGCUGCGUACACAAAUAAUAUCGAUGAAUACACCAUAUAGGAGACAUUAAGUAGGCAUUAGUGAAUAGCCGUUAUUAAGUCUAAUAAUUGUCGCAGGUAUUGACACGUCAAUCAAAUAAAUACAACAAUAUAUUGCCAUUAGAUAAAAUGCCAUUAGGAUUAUUCGAUAUGUUAAUUUCGAAAUUCGCACGACUCGUGUCGCCAGGAUGUGAUAUACUUAUUGAUAUUAAAAUAAACAUUUAUUACACUAAAGGUUUUAUUUAAUGAAUGUUAAGAUAUUAAUAUAUAUUAUUCACCGGCUCCGUUCUUAAUAGCCGCCUCUCACCAUUGUCACCACUAAGCGGUAGACAUUAGUGUCAACUAUAUAGCCACCAUAUGAUGUCUAUACAAUAUACAUCCGUUCACUAACAAAAUCGUAUACUCUUAAUAUACCCAUUAUAUGAUAUCCGUAAUUAAAGAAGAAUACAUUAGUGAAUAACCGAUAUUAAGUCUAAUAAUUGUCGCAGGUAUUGACACGUCAAUCAAAUAAAUACAACAAUAUAUUGCCAUUAGAUAAAAUGCCAUUAGGAUUAUUCGAUAUUCGCACGACUCGUGUCGCCAGGAUGUCGCAUACAUACUUUUAAUAGCCACAAUGGCAUUUAUAUUGAUUGACAAUAAGAGACAUUAAGUAGUUAUUAGUGAAAAAACACAUUAAAACCGAUAUUAGUACCUUCUGCUGGACGUAUACAAUUAAAUAUCAAUUUUUCAGUAUUAUCUGCCCCACUAAAAUCGCUCUUACCUAUUAGUGAUCCUUGACUGAAAGAGCCGAUAGUCUUUUAGUCCGUCUACUACGUUACACCGUUGUGCACGUAUACGCUCCGUCUUUAAAAUUUUUAGUGAGUUACAAAGUGUUUAAUAUCUUUUAAAUCAGUACGUUUUAAACCGGUGUACACGUAUACGCUCCGAUUUAAAAAUUUUUUUUUUAAGUAUUUAUUUUCUUUAAAAAUUAUUUGCUUUUAACCAUGGCUGGUUCAAUUGGAAACAUGGCUGCAUUAUACAAGAAAAAAUUUAUAUACGUUCCGCCUACGCCACCGUCCGAACUCAUUGAAUCUGCAAAUUUCACGAUCAAUUUUACUGAACGUAAGUUUUUACAUGUCGGUCUGAAUCCUACAGAGAAAUUCGAUGUGUCCAUACUAAUAAUUACACCUUCGCGUUUCGUUAAAAUAUCUGUGGACCUCUUAAGACGUAUUUUUUCCCUGAUGGGGAAUAUAUUGUCGUUUAUUUUGGAUCAACCGCAAAAAUACAAGCGGAAUUUAUUUCUGGAAACAGAAAUUAUUUCGAUGUCUAGUAUGGUGUAUCAAGGGGAAAAUAUGCUUGUCAUCGAAUCAAAAACACAAGCCGGAUGUCGAGUAUUGCUAAGUCGCACAGAUUUAAUGAAAUUGCAAUAUUUAGAAUGGUCGAUUAACGAAACAGUCGUUCGAAAGUCAACCAUUAUACGACCACUUGUCUUAAAACAGUUUGAGACUAUGGGUAAUUAUUUGGACCAGGAAUUUACCAAAGUUGAUUCACCACCAAAGACACCCGAAGAAAUGAUCGUUUUUAUCAACAAUUUAAGUGAUGAUAAAAUUAUUGGAUCCACUCCUAAAGAAGACAUGAAUUUCAUCAGUCAACUGAAAAUGUAUGCUUCAUCUCAAUUAGCUGAACAAUGGGCGCAACGAUGGAAUGGAGAAAUGUCACCAGAGUUAUUCACCGAAUCUGAAAUGAGGCUCAUUUCACCCCCGAGAUAUUCGAGUAUGUCUCCAAUGCACGAAGACCUUUCACAAGCAAGGGUAGCUGACGAGGAACGUGGUAUCGAUGAAUUUUUAACACAGGCGACAUGGGCACCAGCUCGGAAAACAAAACUAUUGCCUAUUGAUGAUCCUGGCAGUCUACCCGCAUCGUUUGAUUCAGACAAUUUUGCACAGCCCCCUCCGUGGUAUACAGCGCCUCAAUAUAUUGAAUCUUCACCACCAAGUCCUGCAGUUGAUGAGAAUGACGGUCCAACGUCUUUCAACCUCUCACCAUCAUCCCCUCCAGCUCUUCUAGGAUUCACGGGUCAAAAGUUGGCAAAAAAAAAACCAUCUAUGCGGAGCGUAAAACGCAAACUAUUUUAAUAUUUGUACUAAAUUGAUGUGAAAAUAAAAAUCAAGCGUGAUACUUAAAACAAGUUUUUUCAUUUAUUAGAAUAUAAGGCACAAAAUAGUUAUAAGGUAUAAAAUAUUUACAAGGUAUAAAAUAGUUAUAAAAUAUUUACAAGGUUUACAAUUUUCUAACAUCGCCACUAAACGGGUUGUAAGUUAUAAUCUGGUCAUGUAGUAUUAAACAAUAUGCUGCAGUUUUUUCUGGUAUAACUGUAUCCGUUUCAAAUUCAAUACGUAGAUCUAUGGUCGACGACUUCACAUUAUCGUUUUGACGUGAUAAAUCAACUACGACGAUUGGAACGUAGUUUUGAAAAAUGUGUUUUGAUAAUAAUGGCUCGCAAUAAUCUCGCUCAUAAUACGAUUUUUGAAAGUCUG